AUUGUAAAAAAAGAAAAAGAAAGGGAAAAUUAUUUUCGAACUUGACGCACCUGAGUACAGUCGACAAUUUUUGCAAAAAUGGGAUAUUAUCUGAAGCACGUGAUGACUGGAUAUCGCGUUUACCUGAACACUGGUAUUCAUUUACUGGGAAAGAGCGGAGCUUGCAAUGUGGUACUAACCUACGACAAUAUGUCCGAUAUCCAUGCCGUCGUUGUUGUUCGAAAUGGGAGGAUUUUCAUUAAAGACCUGGAAUCCAUCCAUGGCAUAUAUCUUAACUUCAAGGAACAUCGCCUUGGCUCUGAGUUUUAUGAAAUUUUCGUGGGCGACGAUGUGGCCUUUGGGGUUGCAACAUUCGGACAGGAACUGGGCACUCCGCUUACGUACGGAUGCUUUACCGUUAGGUCGGAGGAUUCAGAUUUUGAUCUAGACUUCUCCGAUUCUGAGGACGGCUUCUUCGAUUUCGAUGACGACGACAGCGACCAGUUCUAUGGGAUCAACGAGAACGAGGAGCCACCCAGUUCCACAUAAAACAAGUGCAGGACAAAACGCUAUGCCGACAAAAUGUGAUCAUCAUAGGUAUAGGUAGCCUUUUUAACUAAAUAUACUAAACG
This is a messenger RNA of Drosophila melanogaster (fruit fly), 611 nucleotides long. It is a transcript of the gene hog, whose product is annotated as hog. The record is from RefSeq and is marked reviewed. The transcript is spliced from 2 exons. NCBI's taxonomy places the organism in Eukaryota, Metazoa, Arthropoda, Insecta, Diptera, Drosophilidae. The coding region runs from base 79 to 528 and encodes 149 amino acids.